AUGAGUUAGAUGUUCCUCAGAGAUCUCCUAAGUGGAGUAAACAAAUACUCCACUGGGUUUGGGUAGAUCUGGCUGGCUGUUAUGUUCAUCUUUCAGUUGCUGGUCUAUAUGGUGGCAGCAGAGCACGUGUGGAAAGAUGGGCAGAAAGAGUUUGAGUGUAGCAUCAGAUGGCCUGGCUGUGAAAAUGUGUGUUUUGCCUACUUCUUCCUUGUGUUCCAGGUCACACUCUGGGCUUUUCAGCCGAUUGUGGUCUCUAUGCCUUCACUUCUGGUUGUGCUGCACCUCACCUGUGAGGGGAGAGAGAAAAGCCACAGAAGGGAACUCUGAGUCAGCCCUGCAGGACAGGGCCUAUGGUGAACUUACCUUAUCAGCCUCACCAUCAGAACUGGUUUUGAGAUUGACUUCCUUGUUUUAUUUUACAAGCUGUAUGAUGGCUUUCCUGUCCCCUACCUUGUGAAGAGUGAUCUGAGGCCUUGCGCCAACUGCUUCAUCUCCAAACCCACUGAGAAAACCAUCUUCAUCCUCUUCUUGGUCAGCACCUCAUGCCUGUGCAUUGUGCUGAAUUUCAUUGAGCUGGCUUUUUUGGUUCUCAAGUGCUUUAUAAAGUGCUGUCUUUAAAAAUAUUCUAAAAAACCCAAGUUCUCAGUUUGUGAGUGCCACCACCUCAGAUACUUUGAGUGUUGUGACACAGAGGCUCCUCCAGGUUCAGAAUCACCACUGGCCAUAAGCACAUCCCAGCAACCUGGAGCCAGGCUGCUUUGUGGUACAGAAGAAAGUGGUGUAAACAGAGCCCACCCUCCCACACAGGCCCUGCUGGGCUGAGAGACCAAGGGUGUCAU
Messenger RNA from Otolemur garnettii (small-eared galago), 839 nucleotides. It is a transcript of the gene GJB7, whose product is annotated as gap junction protein beta 7. NCBI's taxonomy places the organism in Eukaryota, Metazoa, Chordata, Mammalia, Primates, Galagidae. Gene Ontology annotation, biological process: cell communication. The record is from RefSeq and is a predicted model, not a curated record. Gene Ontology annotation, cellular component: connexin complex.